Molecule: messenger RNA, 2931 nt
Organism: Antrostomus carolinensis (chuck-will's-widow)
Lineage: Eukaryota; Metazoa; Chordata; Aves; Caprimulgiformes; Caprimulgidae
Gene: GRIA3
Product: glutamate ionotropic receptor AMPA type subunit 3
Exons: 16
Coding region: 9-2363 (784 amino acids)
Biological process (GO): monoatomic ion transport
Cellular component (GO): membrane
Molecular function (GO): ligand-gated monoatomic ion channel activity; signaling receptor activity
Source: RefSeq, a predicted model, not a curated record
GACUUUUCAUGAGGAACACUGUUCAGGAGCACAGUGCAUUUCGAUUUGCUGUACAGUUAUACAACACAAACCAAAAUACCACAGAAAAGCCCUUCCAUUUGAACUAUCAUGUAGAUCACUUGGACUCUUCAAACAGUUUUUCAGUGACAAAUGCUUUCUGUUCACAGUUUUCCAGAGGAGUUUAUGCCAUCUUUGGAUUCUAUGACCAGAUGUCAAUGAACACACUGACGUCAUUUUGUGGAGCCCUUCACACAUCCUUCGUCACACCCAGCUUCCCAACAGAUGCAGAUGUGCAGUUUGUCAUCCAGAUGCGGCCAGCAUUAAAAGGAGCCAUCUUGAGUCUCUUGACUUAUUAUAAAUGGGAAAAGUUUGUGUACCUCUAUGACACAGAACGGGGAUUUUCCAUUCUUCAGGCGAUUAUGGAAGCAGCAGUCCAGAACAACUGGCAAGUGACAGCCAGAUCUGUAGGAAACAUAAAGGAUGUUCAAGAGUUCAGAAGAAUUAUAGAGGAGAUGGACAGACGGCAAGAAAAAAGAUACUUAAUUGACUGUGAAGUAGACAGAAUCAACACCAUUUUGGAACAGGUUGUAAUCCUUGGCAAACAUUCUAGAGGCUAUCACUACAUGUUAGCUAACCUGGGUUUCACCGACAUUGUUCUGGAGAGAGUAAUGCACGGAGGUGCCAAUGUUACAGGAUUCCAGAUUGUUAAUAAUGAAAACCCAAUGGUUCAACAGUUUCUACAACGCUGGGUGAGGCUCGAUGAAAGGGAAUUCCCUGAAGCCAAAAACUCACCAUUAAAGUAUACAUCUGCGCUGACCCAUGAUGCAGUCCUAGUCAUAGCAGAGGCUUUCCGUUACCUCCGAAGACAGCGUGUGGAUGUCUCCAGGAGAGGUAGUGCUGGAGACUGCCUGGCUAACCCUGCAGUACCGUGGAGCCAAGGAAUUGAUAUAGAAAGAGCGCUGAAAAUGGUACAAGUUCAAGGAAUGACAGGGAACAUCCAGUUUGACACCUAUGGGCGGAGAACAAAUUACACAAUUGAUGUGUACGAAAUGAAAGCUGCUGGAUCACGAAAGGCUGGUUAUUGGAAUGAGUAUGAAAGAUUUGUGCCAGCAUUAGAUCAGCUGCCCUCUAAUGACACUUCAUCUGUGGAGAACAGAACUAUAGUAGUCACUACCAUCUUGGAAUCACCAUAUGUAAUGUAUAAGAAAAACCAUGAACAACUAGAAGGGAAUGAGAGAUAUGAAGGAUAUUGUGUAGACUUAGCUUCUGAAAUAGCAAAACAUGUUGGAAUAAAAUACAAACUGUCAAUUGUUGGAGAUGGGAAAUAUGGAGCUAGGGACCCUGAGACUAAGAUAUGGAAUGGCAUGGUGGGUGAACUGGUCUAUGGGAGAGCAGAUAUAGCUGUUGCUCCCCUCACCAUAACAUUGGUACGAGAAGAAGUCAUAGACUUUUCCAAACCCUUUAUGAGCCUGGGCAUCUCCAUCAUGAUCAAGAAGCCUCAGAAAUCUAAACCUGGCGUAUUCUCUUUCCUGGAUCCUUUGGCUUAUGAAAUUUGGAUGUGUAUAGUCUUUGCUUACAUUGGCGUCAGCGUAGUUCUUUUCCUAGUCAGCAGAUUCAGCCCUUACGAAUGGCACUUGGAAGACAGCAGUGAAGAACCACGUGACCCUCAGAAUCCUCCCGACCCUCCAAAUGAGUUUGGAAUAUUUAACAGCCUUUGGUUUUCCCUGGGUGCCUUUAUGCAGCAAGGAUGCGAUAUUUCUCCAAGAUCUCUCUCAGGGCGAAUUGUCGGAGGAGUCUGGUGGUUCUUCACUCUCAUCAUUAUCUCUUCCUACACUGCUAAUCUUGCUGCCUUCCUUACGGUGGAAAGGAUGGUUUCUCCCAUAGAGAGUGCAGAGGACCUGGCUAAACAAACCGAAAUAGCCUAUGGCACUUUGGAUUCAGGCUCAACCAAAGAAUUCUUUAGAAGGUCAAAAAUAGCCGUCUACGAGAAAAUGUGGUCAUAUAUGAAGUCGGCUGAGCCCUCCGUGUUCACCAAGACAACGGCAGACGGGGUGGCGAGGGUGCGGAAGUCGAAGGGGAAGUUUGCCUUCCUGCUGGAGUCGACGAUGAACGAAUACAUCGAGCAGCGCAAGCCCUGCGACACCAUGAAAGUUGGCGGCAACCUGGAUUCCAAGGGCUAUGGUGUAGCAACCCCCAAAGGCUCAGCAUUAAGAAAUGCUGUUAACCUGGCAGUAUUAAAACUGAAUGAGCAAGGCCUCUUGGACAAAUUGAAAAACAAAUGGUGGUACGACAAAGGAGAGUGCGGCAGCGGGGGAGGUGACUCCAAGAACUCCUGUAAACCUUGCAGUAUUGAAACUCAGUGAACAAGGCAUCUUAGACAAGCUGAAAAACAAAUGGUGGUACGAUAAGGGUGAAUGUGGAGCCAAGGACUCCGGAAGUAAGGACAAGACGAGCGCUCUCAGCCUGAGCAAUGUUGCCGGGGUUUUCUAUAUCCUUGUCGGAGGCCUCGGGCUCGCCAUGAUGGUGGCCCUGAUCGAGUUCUGCUACAAGUCUCGGGCUGAGUCCAAGCGAAUGAAACUCACCAAGAACACGCAAAACUUCAAACCUGCUCCUGCCACCAACACCCAGAAUUACGCUACGUACAGAGAAGGCUACAAUGUGUACGGCACAGAAAGUGUGAAAAUCUAGGGAUCCUCACCCUGAGAGCAUGCAAGAGAAGAAGCAGCAGAGAAUGUGGCUACUUCACGGAUUUGGACCACCUGAGCCAGUCAUACUCUCUCCGAGGUGUCGGGCAUGACACGCAUUGAUGAUGGUGCAAUGUACUUUUAAUAGGAAAAACUGAUAUUUUUUCCUUCAGUGCCUUAUGGAAGACUCUGAGACUCACAACAAUGCAAACCAUCACCGAAAUAUUCUUGCUUAGCUUGAAAGAAG